This is a messenger RNA of Nanorana parkeri, 1122 nucleotides long. RefSeq names its product inosine-uridine preferring nucleoside hydrolase-like. The transcript has 5 exons. The record is from RefSeq and is a predicted model, not a curated record. Lineage: Eukaryota; Metazoa; Chordata; Amphibia; Anura; Dicroglossidae. The coding region runs from base 7 to 1020 and encodes 337 amino acids. Gene Ontology annotation, molecular function: hydrolase activity, hydrolyzing N-glycosyl compounds.
GGGAAGAUGAUUUUUAAGAUAAUCGAAAGUACUGCUUUUGUUUUUUCAGAAUUACACGCAAUGUCUAAGAAGUUGCUGCUGGUGGAUGUGGAUUGUGGGGUGGAUGAUGCCCAAGCACUUAUGUUGGCCCUAGCAGCUCCUAAUGUUGAAAUCUUGGGUAUAACCUGUUGUCAUGGAAACUCUACCAUAGAAAAUGUCUGCAGAAAUGUCCUGUGCAUUUUGGAAUGCUGCAAUAGAUGUGAGAUUCCUGUUUAUAGUGGAGCAAGUAGACCACUACUUGGAAAGAAUAUCCAUGCUAGUGAUUAUCAUGGAGUAGAUGGCUUGGGCGAUGUACCAGAUCUUGCUUUCCCUAGUCUUGAAGCAUUGAACAAAGAACACGCUGCUCUGGCGAUGCUGAGGAUAGUCAGUGAACACCCUGGGCAGGUUACUGUUGUUGCAACUGGUCCCUUGACAAACUUGGCUUUAGCUGUCAAUAUGGAUCCAACUUUCCCACAGAAGAUCAAAAGCCUUUUCAUUAUGGGAGGUAACAUGGAGUCUAGAGGAAACUUUACAGCUUGUGGUGAAUUCAACUUUUCAUGCGACCCAGAAGCUGCUUAUAUAGUUCUAAAUAGCUUUGAUUGUCCAACACAUAUUUCCACCUGGGAGUUCACUGUCAAAAAUAUGCUACCUUGGACGUUUUACAAGGAAUGGAUCACCCAGGACACCCACAAGGCAGAUUUUAUGAGGAAAAUCGCUGCUCGUUCUGAGGAAUACACUAAAAAAUGCACUGGCGAAGAAGGGCAGGCGUGGACUAAAGGAUUUGUGCCAUGUGAUUCUUAUGCCAUGGCUGCAGCUAUAGAUGAAAGCUUUGUCACUGAUGUAAUUCACUGUGCAGUAAGUGUAGAGCUCAGUGGCACGCUGACCCGAGGGAUGAUGGUGCUGGAUCUCCUGCAGACACUACACAAGAGCCAUAAGGUUUAUAUCAUAACCAAAUGUGACACAGAGAAGUUGAAAUUUCUUUUAAUGGAAGCCUUAAAAUAAUAUACCUCAAUGUACCAGACUGCAGAGAGGAAGUAAUCACUUCUCUACUGCUAUUAACCACAUCUGCAAGAAUCAUUCCAGUACUUACAACAGAAGAGGGAG